CCCCCAGCACAUCCUCUCCUGCACCGGCUGGCUCCCUGGCUCCCUGGGUGGCCCUGGGCCUGCAGGCUCCACCCAUGCCACCUCGCGCCAGCCCCACCACCUGCAAUUGGGCCACACCUCCCCCAGCUGCCCCUCCUCUCUGGGCCUCCACCUUCCCAUGGGGGCAGGGAGGCUCCUCUGCCCCCCACUGCUCCAGCUUAGCCCUCAGCCACCCUUGCCCCUCACCCUCUCUGCCUCCGCUUCUCCUCUCCCCUCAUUUCUCAGCUCUGCUCAGGCCCUGACUUCUCCUUGGCUUCACAGCGCCCAAGGCUGAGACCCCCACCAUGGCCAGCCCCGGGAAGCCUGGGGCUGGGGAGGCCCAGGAGGAUGAGGGGUGGGAUGAGGGGCGCGCCCCAGAGCCACUGGCAGCGACACUGGAGCAGGCCCAGGAGUUGUUUCUGCUGUGCGACAAGGAGGCCAAGGGCUUCAUCACCCGGCACGACCUGCAGGUGAGCCCCCAGCCCCAAGAGGCCUCCCACCCCAGGGCUGAGCCUGGCUACUCAGCCUUGCCAUCCUUGCCUGGCCAGGGCCUGCAGAGCGACUUGCCCCUCACGCCUGAACAGCUGGAGGCUGUGUUCGAAAGUCUGGACCAGGCGCACACUGGCUUCCUCACCGCUCGGGAGUUCUGCCUUGGCCUGGGGAAGUUGGUGGGGGUGGAGCCUGCCCCGGGUGCUCUGCCCUCCCGGGCUCCAGAGGAAACCUUCGAGGCCGGCUGGUCGGAUGUGCAAGGCACCGGGGGCUCCCUGGAGGAGGAGGACGAGGAGAGAUUCUGCUCUGCACUGGUGCAGCUAGGGGUGGCCCGGGUCCUGGGCGAGCAGCGGGCAAUUCGGACGCUCUGGACCCAGCUGCAGCGUGAGCGACCCGAACUGUUGGGAUCCUUCGAGGACGUUCUGAUGCGGGCGUCGGCCUGCCUGGAGGAAGCGGCCCGAGAGCGGGAGGGCCUAGAGCAGGCGCUGCGGCGGCGGGAGGGCGAGCACGAGAGAGAGGUGCGAUGCCUGUACGAAGAUACGGAGCAGCAGCUUCGCGAGCAGCGCCAGCGCCUGCGUAGUCAGGACGUCCCCCGGGAGGAGCGGAGAGGCCGCCUAGAGCUGGAGCUGCAGAGUCGCGAGCAGGAGCUGGAACGCGCGGGGCUGCGGCAGCGGGAGUUGGAACAGCAGCUGCAGGCUCGGACCACUGAGCAGCUGGAGGCGCAGGCGCAGAACGCCCAGCUGUGGCUGGCCAACGAGGCGCUGCGGGCGCAACUGGAAGGGGCGCAAGAGCAGCUCCGCAGAAUGGAGAGCGACUUUCUGGGCCGUCGGGAGCAAACCCAACGGUGCCGGGGGGCGGGGCUGGGGCGGGCCCUCAGGGGCGGACCCCGAGAAGGGUCGCGCUUGGAGCUCAGGGCUUCCAUCCCACCCGUCCCAGCCCCGCCUCCAGGGUCUCCGUGGGGCAGGGUCCUCCAGGGGGUCGUGGGGCACCCCGAGGAGCCUCCCUGCACCCAAAUCACCACCUCCGUCCUGCAGAGACGUGGUCGCUGUCUCGAGGAACAUGCAGAAAGAGAAGCUCAGCCUCCUGCGGCAACUGGAACUGCUCAGGAAUGCUGCCUCUUGAGACCUCUCAGAGCCCUUGGACUCCUAUUCCUCAGGGAGCUGAACACGAGGCUACGAGACGAGAGGGACGUCUGUGAGGCCAAGCGGCUGGGCAGUGGCCGCAGGAAGGCUCUGACCACGGCCCCCCUGCUGGGGCCCACCUGCUGCUGCUGCUGCUGCUGCUGCUGCUGCUGUUGUAGUAGCUGGGCUCGCCCCCCCAGACGCGGCUCUGGCCACCUUCCCAGUGCCCGCUGACCAGCCCGAGUGACUCACUGGGCGUUACUUGGUUACUCGGAGAAGCUGUCCCUUGAAGGCCACUCCUCAUGGCUGGGGGCUGCCCAUCCAGAACGUGGAUUCUACCCAGUAGGCUGCCUGGCCUGCCUGACUUGCAGACGUGAAGGAACUAAUCCUGGGUGGUCAGGGUCUCGCUGUGCCUCCCUGCCGGUCCUCACCCUACCCCCAUCCCAUCAAAACCAGCAGAAAACCCCCUCUUCCAAAUAAAGUCCACUGACUUCGACCUCCUCGGCCUCCUGUGUGUGUGGGAGCCACAACAUUUGAGAGGCCGUCCUCCCAACGGCGCCCAGAGAGGCUCCUGUCUGCAUCUGACCGCACCACCAGAG
Messenger RNA from Kogia breviceps (pygmy sperm whale), 2227 nucleotides. Lineage: Eukaryota; Metazoa; Chordata; Mammalia; Artiodactyla; Physeteridae. The record is from RefSeq and is a predicted model, not a curated record.